Messenger RNA from Xiphophorus hellerii (green swordtail), 6924 nucleotides. RefSeq names its product mitogen-activated protein kinase kinase kinase 3 (gene map3k3). NCBI's taxonomy places the organism in Eukaryota, Metazoa, Chordata, Actinopteri, Cyprinodontiformes, Poeciliidae. Bases 1197 to 3050 code for a protein of 617 amino acids. Gene Ontology annotation, molecular function: protein kinase activity; ATP binding; protein binding. The record is from RefSeq and is a predicted model, not a curated record. Gene Ontology annotation, biological process: protein phosphorylation. The transcript has 17 exons.
GCCAUCUACCGAGUAACAGCGCGUCCCCGCAUCUUGACGGCGCUAAUUUGGAUAGUUUGUCAAUCAGGAAUUCCUCCGGGAGCAACUCUGAAACAUUUUUAAACGUGUGAUCGGCCGAGAGUCAGGCAUUUUGGUUAACAAUGGACACCACCUCGGCUAAACGGCUUCCGUGACUUGUUGGAGGAGUAGUAGCGGGUUCCGGUGGAGAUAUUUUGUGCUGUCAGGAAGUUUGACGUUUUCGGCUGAAGAACGUUUCUUUGGUUUGUUUUGGUUGUGUAAAAGCGGCGGUUUAGCUAACUCUUCCUCCAUAAACCCCGGGAAAUUCGUACUAUCCCACCACCUGAUUUAACUACGACUUGUUAAACAUUCUUACUUUUAAAGUUAGUGAAGUUUUUUUUUUUGUGAUUAAAGCCACUUUGGAUUCGCUAACAUACAGUUAGGUCGCGUUACAGAGUAACGGUUGUUCUUUCUUUUAUUGUCCCUAAGUAAUUACUAUAUGACGUUGCUUGAUGAAUUUAGUUCAUUUGUGCAUUUUCCAUAGGCCCCGAAAAGACUGCAGCCAGUAAUAUACUGAACAAAAAAUAAGGAAAAUCUAAGGCAGGCAAUUUUAAUCACGGAAACUGUCCGGGUUUUCCCUUUGGAUAGCUCUCAAAUGGAUUUAAUGAAUGCUACACAGCAACUGCUACAUAUGGUCUGCUAGUUUUUGUUAUAAAAAAAAAAAGCCUGAAAAAUUAGGAGUUAAAGUGACUCUUUCGAUCAUGUUUUGGAAAUUUAAGUUUUCCAAAGAUCCGAGGCUGCAGCGGCCUCAGCCGCAGCACUUAGAUGUAGGGUUUUCCUUAUAGGAUUAUUGUCUUUUGAGCUCAAAUUUUCUUUAAAAUACCUCUAUAAAAGACUGUAUUAGUGUGUUUUUGUUGCUAAUCUUCGGUGAAAGAAGGCGUACCCCCUUUAUUUAGGGGGGUAUCCAGCCCCUCCAUGCCGCCUUCACUCUCACGCCUUCUCCCGGGUGUUUUGGUCUGAUGGACGUCCACACCUCCGGGACAAAUUACUCCAAAUCCGCCCCAAGACACCGGUGACCGGGUCGGUUCCGAGCGGGAGGGGUUACCUGAGACUCCAGGUGAGGCUGUGGGUGGUCUGGCACAUCAGAGGCAUCAAUCUGAACCCUGGUUUGUGGACCCCGCCUGCACAACGCUGCCGCAAUGAAUGAGAGGCAGGCUCUCCACUCUAUAAUGAAGGACCUGGUUGCCCUCCAGAUGACUCGACGACAGCCGGUGUUUUCCUACGACAGCGGCAAGCCAAAGACAUCAACACAGGCCAACAGACAGGAUGAUGUCAGGAUAAAGUUUGAAUACUUAGGAGAGAAAAGGAUCUUGGUGUUUGGGAGGCCAGUGCAGUUUGAGAAGAUUCAGGAAAAGGUGAAGAGCGUCUUCGGCCAGCAGCUGGAGCUCCAUUAUAUGAACAAUGAGAUGUCCAUUCCUUUGCGAGGUCAGGAUGACCUGGACAAGGCGAUCGACCUGCUUGACAGAAGCUCCAGCAUGAAGAGCAUCAGGAUAAUGCUUCUUUCUCAAGAGCGCAGCAACGCCUCCUCCAACUCUCAUCAUGUACCGUGUAAGCAGGUGAGGAUCAAGGCCUCCCACUCCACUGGAGACGUCAGUACGGCGUAUCAGCCCUCUGAACCCAGAGGGCGCCACCUGUCAACAGGUUCUCAGAACACGGGUCGAAGUUCGCCGCCUCCUGGAUAUGUGCCUGAGCGCCAGCAGAGGAUCGCCCGCCAGGGUUCCUACACCAGCAUCAACAGCGAGGGGGAGUUCAUCCCAGAAACCAGCGACCAAUGCGUGCUGGAUCCUUGGAGCAGCGCAGAAAAUUCAGUUUCUGGCAGCUGUCAGUCCCUGGACAGCAACUCAGAAAGCCCUUCACUGAGGAAGUCACGCAUGCACAGAGCCAAGAGUUACCCAGAUAACCGGCAAGAAGUCUCAGACCGGGAGAAUCAUGUGUAUGACAAGGUAGCAGGGAAGGGAGGCACCUAUCCUCGUAGGUAUCAUGUCUCCCUACAUUGCAAAGACCACAGUGAAGGUCGUCGAACGUUUCCUCGCAUUCGUCGUCCCCAGGGAAACCUGUUUACUUUGGUUCCCUCGAGGCGAUCGCUGAACGGCAGCGAGGAAAGUCUGGGCAGCUGGCAGCAGAUCGACACGCAAGGCCGGCUGCGUCCACACGAUCGCUCUGUCGCCCACAAGUCGCCCAGCGCCCCGGUGACGUGGCGUCGCGGGAAGCUUUUAGGCCAGGGUGCGUUUGGUCAGGUCUACCUCUGCUACGAUGUGGACACUGGCAGAGAGCUGGCCGCCAAGCAAGUCCAGUUUGAUCCUGAAAGUCCUGAAACCAGCAAGGAAGUUAGUGCGUUGGAGUGUGAAAUCCAGCUUCUAAAAAAUCUGCAUCACGAGCGCAUCGUCCAGUACUACGGCUGUCUGAGGGACCACAACGAGAAAACUCUCACCAUCUUCAUGGAGUACAUGCCCGGGGGUUCAGUCAAAGAUCAGCUGAAGGCUUAUGGGGCCCUGACAGAAAACGUUACCCGCAAAUAUACAAGACAGAUUCUGGAGGGCAUGUCCUACCUGCACAGUAACAUGAUCGUGCACAGAGACAUCAAAGGAGCCAACAUCCUGCGGGAUUCAGCGGGAAAUGUGAAGCUGGGAGACUUUGGAGCCAGCAAGAGGCUGCAGACGAUCUGCAUGUCUGGAACCGGCAUCCGCUCUGUGACCGGCACCCCCUACUGGAUGAGUCCCGAGGUGAUCAGCGGCGAGGGAUACGGCAGGAAAGCUGACGUCUGGAGCCUCGGCUGCACUGUGGUUGAGAUGCUCACACAAAAGCCGCCGUGGGCCGAGUUUGAAGCCAUGGCGGCGAUAUUUAAGAUCGCCACGCAGCCGACCAACCCGCUGCUCCCGCCGCGCGCCUCGGACCAGGCCCGGGACUUCAUCCGGUGCAUCUUCGUGGAGGCCAAACACCGGCCGAGCGCCGAGGAGCUGCUGAGGCAUCCGUUCUCCCAGAUCCAGUGCUGAGUAAGACUGACUGCGCCUCACUGAGCAUCACACCGUUAUUACACACCAUCAUAUGCUUCAAAAGGAGACCCAGUCUUCACACGGAGGAACUCCUAAACGUGAAAAUCGGUGCUCUCGGUUCCAGUGCUGCUGUUCCAGGAGUUUCCACAAGGGGGCAACAAAUAUUUACCCACCAGGCUGCUUAACCCAACACAAAACUCACUUCAGAGGAAGCAUUAUCAAGUCACGGUUCAUGUUUACAUUCAUUUCUUUUGCAGUUAUGAGUUAAAAAAAUGCAUGAACUUUAACUAUGCCAAAGAGCUUUUCUACAAAAACAGAAACAUGCAGACGAUUCUUUAAGCUACUUUCCUGUUUUCAGCCUCUUCAGAUCAAAACACAUUAAGGUAUUAAAUCCACUAAGCUCUUUUUGUUAAUGUUCUGAAUAAGGUGUCAUGCGCCAAAGCUAGUGGGACCAGUUAUUAAUUCUAUGAAUUAUUAUUAUUAUUAUUAUUACAUUUCUGUAGAUCUAAACCCUUUAUAAGCCCUCAAAUUGUUGCAUCACUUAAAGCUGUUUUUUUUUUUAAAGUUGCAACUUCAACAACAAUUUCAACCAAAUAUUUAUUUUUAAAAGUAUUCUUCACUUUUUUACCUAAUAAGAGUAAUUUCAGAAAAUAAUGCCUUAAAGUUGAGGCUUAAAAAUAAAAUUUAAAACGUUUUUUAUUUUUAUUUUAGAAAAGCACUUAAUUUUGAAAUGUAGCGAAUACACAGUGGAGCUCGCUACAUCUGUUUACUGCUGUGGUUUUUAUUAUAUAAAGGUUUCAACCUUUAAUGUGAGGCAUCUCCUGGAUAAUUCAACUUAAAAACAGAUAUUGACAUAAAUUUGUUAGAAAAUUUAAUAAAGGUAAAAAAAAAACAAAGUUUGCACACUUUUAAAAAUGUUUAAGCUCUUCCUGAUUUAGUUUUACUAUUCAGCCCUCAUAAGUUCAAAGGCAGAUAUAAAAAAAAACAUGAGUAAUGAAUAAAACUCAGAAAUUUGCUAGAAAAAAAUAAGAAAUUUGAGUAUGAAAAGUUGAAAAUUUGCUAGAAAAAAAAUUCUGAAAUGUUUAGAUUAAUUUCAGAAAUUUGCUAGAAAAAAACUUGACAAUUUUAGGGGGGUUUUCUCUAUAAAAUUUCUGCAAUUAAUCUCAAAAUUUUAGAGUUUUUUUAUAGCAAAUUUUAGAGUUAUUAAACCCAGAAAAUUUCUAAAAUUCUUUGCCGUGAAUAAAUUUUUUUUUCUAUUUACAGUGGCUGUCUCAGUUCACACCGACCAUCAGUUUUAUUAAAUCUAAUUAACUCCAAAUUAAUUUUUUCUAACUUAAUCAUAUUUGUGUUUUUUAGUUUGCCCCACUGUCAAACUUGAUAUUUUGCAUUGUAGCCGAUUUUAUUUUUUUAUUAUAUGGAAUUUUUUCCCACCAACGAAUUCGCUCCUUUGGUUCCCAUAGUUACGGGUGAUGUCAUCACGCAUGUUUUACAUCUAGUAGUAUUCACUAUAAAUGAGACCCUGUUUUAAAGUUUCAAAACUUUUAAGAUUUUUUUUUAUCCUACUGUAUCAGACUUAAUAUUUUAAAAAUAGAUUAAAUAUGUUCAGUUUUUCAGCAGUUAGUUUGUCUGCAGAUUAAAAUUUCAACAUAUUUCACAAAAAGCCAUUUUUAUUUAUAAUCUCUCCAGUAUUUACUAUCUGACCAAGUGCCAAAAUAAAGAACAAAAAUAUACUUCUAGUUUUUUAUUUUAGACACUAAAAAGCCUUAAAUAAAAGUUGUUUAUUUUUGUCUAAAUUGCAUGUCUGGCCCAGAUGUCGUUGACCGAUAAUCCUCAAUUUAGGAUAAUUUUCAAUCAGAUGCACUUUUAUUUUUUUGACAACUGAAUUUUGUGGGGCUGAUUUCAAUAUUUUCUUUUUGUUAAUGUUUUUAUUUCAAAUGUGAAUUUUUUUUUUUAUUUAUAGCCCCAUGACAUCCAAGUCUGAUUAUUGUAAGGAAAUACACAUAUCUAUAAAUAUCUAUUUUUAUAUUUCGACUGUAUCAAAUCUGUUGAUACUUUUAGUUUUGUUGAACGGAAGUCGUAGAAAGCAGCUGGUUUUGCAGACAUUUCAGAAUCGCAUGUUGUAAUUUAGAAACGGGGGAGAACGAAGUCUGGCUGCCUGGCUCAAACUCCAGUUCAACAAAUUAAACCACAACCAGUGUUACACGUCGGCUCCUGGAAGCAUUUUUACUAAAUGUAGUGAUUCACCAUUAGAACUGUAAGAUCGAUUUCUGAUCUGCGGGGGUUUUUUGUACACCUGUGACUUGCUAAACUCAGAUUUUCUUGAUUUUAGCCCAAACGGAUCACCUUUUAUCUGCCUGUUUGUGGGUUUUUCUGUGGAACGUUGCCCUAAUUUAUUAGUGGAAAAUCCGCCUACUCACAAUUUCUAAAAAAAAGCUGAAAUACCUUGAUGCAAUGCUACUUGACUUGCUAUUUGCUAGCGCAGCCAAUCCAGGAGCAGCUCUUGUUUUCCUUGAUGCUGAUUGGCUGUACUUGAAGACUGUAGAUGCUAACUCCUGUUGGUCCUAAAACGGUUUCCACUGCGCAUAUUAACACACAUUAAGUUAUAUUUGGUGUUUGCAGUAUUAAGAUUGGACUCAAGUAUUUGCUGAUUUAGCUAUUCGCUGCUGCCUCAAAUACCAGGACUCUUUUUAUUUUUGUUAGAAGAAAUUAUGUCAUACUUAAUAUUUCCAUUUUAAAUCGCAUUUACCAUCUUAUGUUUGGGGUUAGCACAGUUGGCAAAGCUAACUCUUUUAGCAUUCUCUUGUAUAUUCACUAGAGAAUGUAUUGCCUUAUCUUAACUCCUGAGAGAUAAAGAGGAAAGGAUGAAACACAAACUUGGCAAAAUUACAUUCUGGCUUCCUAAACGUGAUUUAACCAAACUUGGCACAAUUUAGCAAGAUGUAAUUUAUCUAAACUUAGCAUAGCAAUUUAGGUAAGCAAAUUUCAGCCAAACUUAACGUAAUUUAGCCAGGUUUAGCAUAAUUACCUAAGUUAUGCUAAGUUUUUAGCCAAACAGUGCAAUUUAUCUAAGUGCAAUUCAUUCAAAAAUUGGCUUAAUUUAGCUAAACGUAAUCUAGUUAAACGUAAUUUAGCCAAACGUGGCUGAAUCACGUUCAGGAUUCCUUUGUCUUGCUCUCUCUCACCGUCUUACAACCUGAAUGAACUGCAGACAUUUCUCAACAUUUUGUCUAUUAUUAAUCAGCUUUAUGCAUUUCUCUACAUCCUCUGGUUCCUGCAAACAGCUAAGAUUGAUUUGCACAUAGAAAAGUGUUAGCUUGACUCGGACCAGUCAGUCACCACAUAAUCCACAAAUCAGUCCUGGAAAGAUUCCUUGGUGCAUCUCUGCUCCUGCUUUGCCACAUGCAAUGAAAACUCAUCAGGUCUCAUUUAAGUUGUGAGUUAAUGCAGGUGUGUUAGCGAGCCAAAGACAACCUGGAGCAGAGCCGACGCUGGAUGCCAGAUUUCGCUCUCCAUCCCCGGACGACUUUGUUUUCCCCAGGGUUCAGAUGACAUGUCCAGCUUUAAAUUAUGGGCUAAUAACAACAAACAUAUAGCUAUAAAUGGGGCUGCUACACAUUAAAGGCAGCUAAAUAAUGUCUAAUGUUUAAAAUGAGUGUUUUAUUUAAGGAGGAACCCUGGGACAGGCAAAGGAAAACAAGCUAGUUGUUAGAAAUGUUUCUACGUAUCCAAAUGUUAAACAUGUAAUGUUUCAUGACAAGACUUGCAGUGCAAAGUCGAACAUAUCAAACCUAUUUUACUGCUAAAACGUUUUGUUUUUUGAAUGUAUAUGUAGAUGUCAUGACUUCGCUCGAAAACAAAUACAUUUUAAAAAAGA